Acomys russatus (golden spiny mouse) is the source of this 2177-nucleotide messenger RNA. RefSeq names its product THAP domain containing 2 (gene Thap2). The transcript has 3 exons. The record is from RefSeq and is a predicted model, not a curated record. NCBI's taxonomy places the organism in Eukaryota, Metazoa, Chordata, Mammalia, Rodentia, Muridae. Gene Ontology annotation, cellular component: nucleus. The coding region runs from base 542 to 1186 and encodes 214 amino acids.
CCCUUGGUGCCAACUCCCUACCCCCGCUCCCCCGCCGCGACUGUCACUGUCCCCUGGCAUCGUGUCCGAGGUGGCAGUGUCAAUGUCCGCAUAGCGGGCCUGCUCUUCAGGCGCAGACCUGAGUUUCAGAGUGAUUAGCUGGUGGGGAAGGCACCCGCCAUCUUCUCGUUGCUCCGGCGCCCCUACCCGAGACGCAGUAUACUUACUAUCUUUGGGACAUUCCCCCACCCACCCCGGGGUGAUGGUUGAGGAGGUGGGGGAAGCGGGUGUGGCCGCCAUGUUGGUGAAGGCGACCGUCUGCUCCGGGAGCUCCAACACGUUGGCUCUCCGGGCCUAAACCCGCCAUAUUAAUAAAGAGAAAAGGGGAGUGGGCUCUCCCUCCCAUCCCUGUGCCAUACACGCCCCCUCCUCCCUCCGCGUUCUCUGCACCGAGCUCGCUGCGCCCCGUCGCCCGCCUCAUUUGUCUAGCGUUUGACAGACGCUUAGCAGACAGCGCCUGAGAACUGGCGUUCAGGUAGCGCCGAAUGAGGGGCCCGGGGAAAUGCCGACCAAUUGCGCCGCGGCGGGCUGUGCUGCUACCUACAACAAGCACAUUAACAUCAGCUUCCACAGGUUUCCUUUGGAUCCUAAAAGAAGAAAAGAAUGGGUUCGCCUGGUUAGGCGCAAAAAUUUUGUGCCAGGAAAACACACUUUCCUUUGUUCAAAGCACUUUGAAGCCUCCUGUUUUGAUCUAACAGGACAGACUCGACGACUUAAAAUGGAUGCCGUUCCAACCAUUUUUGAUUUUUGUACCCAUAUAAAGUCUAUGAAACUCAAGUCAAGGAAUCUUUUGAAGAAAAACGACAGUUUUACUACAACUGGACCAUGUAAUUUAAAGCCUAACAGUAGUCACCAAGUACUGCUUGAACACAGUUAUGCCUUUAGGAAUCCUAUGGAGGCAAAAAAAAGGAUAAUUAAACUAGAAAAAGAAAUAGCAAGCUUAAGAAGAAAAAUGAAAACUUGCCUGCAAAGAGAACGCAGAGCGACUCGAAGAUGGAUCAGAGCCACGUGCUUUGUGAAGAAUUUAGAAGCGAGUAACCUACUGCCGAAGGGCAUCUCAGAACACAUUUUACCAACUGCCUUAAGCAGUCUUCCUUUGGAAGAUUUUAAAAUUCUUGAACAAGAUAAAACAUUACCAGUUCUCUAAAUCUCAAAUGGAUGAGAAGAUCUGCAUUUAAAUUUUCCCUACACAGAAUCUGAUGAGUGUCAUCCAGUCUUACCAUCCUCGAAGAUACUUCUGACACUUAGGCUAAAAUCAAGAACUUAAGUUUCACUUGAAAUCACAGUAUCACUAUAUAACCUACGGAGACUUGAGAGAGUGGAAGAAUUCAACGCCGAGUUUGAAAAUGAGUAGAAGUGCCUUACAUAAGGAUUAUAUACUUAGACAUUGUCUCAGGAAACACUGCUCGCAGGGUGUUUCUGGUUUGGUUUUAUUUUUUAAGCUGCUGUCAAAUAGGAAUGACAAAUGAUUUGUUCCUGUAAGGAAAAACAUUUGCACCAAAGUUGGGAUAUUAGAUUCUAAAGGACAUGUGAAGUAGGAGCUGGUAACAUUAAAUAUGAGCUUAGAACUACUGGAUUUUGUAUUAAUUAAUUUAUUGGGAUUGUGGUUGAAAAUUUAUAGAAUAAAACCUCUGGGGUACAGGGCAAGUUUCGUGUUUUGUUUUGUUUUUACUUUUUGCAUAUCUUUUAACCAGUCAAAGUAAGCUUAUCAUGACCUUCUUUGUAAGAACAUUGGAUUUAAAAGUAAUUUGUAAAAUAAUUUAAAAAUAAUAUUUUGAAUGUGAAAUAUCUUUGAGACUCCACACUAGGAAAGGCCUCAAGUACCUCAGACCGGGAAAACUUGGUGAGUUAUAUACAAUUUCUAAGAAAAUAAUGCAGAAUUUGGGGUCUAGCUUUUACCUUAAACAGACAAAUGUAUAUUAGUCUCCUUUCUUAUAAUAAAAAUACUGGAUUUCCAUCUUCAUAACUGAUAUGUUAAUAAACACAUUCGACCUGUACCCAUUUGUUCCUUAUGUUGAUAGUGUAAGCUGUUGUUUCUUUUUUAACUACUUCCUAAUUGCCUCUUCUAUGUAAAAAAUAGCUUUUGUCCCCCCAUGUAAUAAAUCACAGUAUAAUUUAAUCAAAGGAAAGUAUUUAGC